Messenger RNA from Dalotia coriaria, 1763 nucleotides. Its product is annotated as N-acetylglucosamine-1-phosphotransferase subunits alpha/beta-like. The record is from RefSeq and is a predicted model, not a curated record. Lineage: Eukaryota; Metazoa; Arthropoda; Insecta; Coleoptera; Staphylinidae. Gene Ontology annotation, molecular function: transferase activity, transferring phosphorus-containing groups. The transcript has 3 exons. Gene Ontology annotation, cellular component: Golgi apparatus. The coding region runs from base 351 to 1751 and encodes 466 amino acids.
AUUACUCGAGCCAAGUGUAAAAAAUGUAUGUUCGUCGCAUAUCCAUGUAUCGAUGCGCCAUUGGUAUCAUAAUUACACAGAUUUGUUGUGUGAUUUAUUUGCAAGCUUUAUGAAUUUAGUAUUUGCAACACACUGCUCUGGGAAACCUACCACGUCGAAAAUGCAUCGUUUCUUUUGAAAAUCCGGCCAUUGAUGUUGUUUACACUUGGGUAAAUGGAUCAGAGGAACGUUUCCUUGAUCAACUUCAUAGUUACAGCAAAAAUCAUAAACAAAAAGACGACAUUAACGGCGAUCGACGCUACGCUGCCAAUGACGAAUUGCUAUAUUCCCUGCGCAGUAUUGAAAAGAAUAUGCCGUGGAUACGCCAUGUGUAUAUUGUUACAAAUGGACAGGUGCCUAGCUGGUUGAAUCUAGAAGCUGGUCAUGUCACCAUCAUCACCCAUGAGCAGAUAUUUGCUAAUCGGUCACAUCUACCAACUUUUAGUAGCCCCGCCAUUGAGACAAACUUACAUAGAAUUCCGGGGAUUUCAAAACGCUUUCUCUAUAUGAAUGACGAUUUGCUCAUUGGGGCCCCUGUAGAAUUCUCCACAUUUUAUACUCCUACAGAUGGACAACUCUUUUAUUGGCAUUCCAAAAUGCCUAAUUGUGCACUUCUGUGCCCAUGGAGUAAAGUCGGUAAUGGUAGAUGUGAUCACGCUUGUUAUACACCUGAGUGUCAAAUGGACGGGGGCGAUUGUCCGGUACCCCCGCACCUGCUCCAAUACUCAGUACGAGUUUUUCAGUUCCUGCCCACAGAUGCGUAUGGUCUCUCCAUACAAACUACCCAACAACUUCUCAAUAGAAAAUUUGGGUACCACGAGCGGUAUGUAACUCCACACAUGCCUUUCCUACUUGACGUUGAUGUGAUGCAGGACGCAUGGAACGAUUUUCCAAUUGAAUUGUCCAAUACAUCUUCACAUAGAUUUAGAGACGCAAGUGACAUUCAGUUUCAGAUAUUCUAUGCUUUCUACACCUACGAAAAGCAGACGAUCUUGAGCCUCAAAGAAAUAUUGCAUGAGCAUGAUGUCAAUCAAAACAGUAUGUUAGACAACGAAGAGGUGAACUGGAUGAUUGUUAAGCACUAUAAGAAUAAAUCACGCCCAAAUCAAAACGAUACACACGAAUUUAGAAACGUUUUAAGGGCUUGUAUACUAGACGACACUAAUCAAAAAGCAUACAAUACAACACAGCUUGAAAAGUGUGAAUUAUUUGAGGAAUUUCUCAAAACUUCGCUAAGAUCGCGCCGGAAAUUUAAAAGUAUGUUCAUGACAAGAGUACCUCCAAAUGGAUUUUACAUGUUUGCUGCUUUAAAAUCACAAUUGGAUGAAAUAAUUUCAAUUUUAAAUGAUUUAAAACGAGAACCCAGAAAGUUUAUUUGCCUCAAUGAUGAUUUAACUCAUACACCGCGCAGGAAAGAAGUUAAUCAACAAAUAUACAAACAACUAGGUUUGUUUUACCGCGGGAUGUUUCCUAAACCGAGCAAAUAUGAACUUCCUAAUGGUGAAGUGAAUCCACCUGGGAAAUAUAUAGAUGAAUUAUUAAGUUAUAAUUCGAAAGGAAAGCAAAAAAGUGAAGAGGAGUUAGUAAUAAAAAAAUAUUAUUGGUGGGUACAAUGCACAACACUUAUCGCUUUGAUUGCCAGCGUCACGUUAAUCUGCAUAGUUCGACAUGGGUAUAAGUGUCGAGAGAGCGAAAUGUAUUACAAUAAAUAAUGUAUACCACAA